CUCUUGUUCCUCAUUCGGAUUCAAUACCAGCUCGCCGGCCAUUGAACCCCCCCGACGAAUUGACCCGACACUCGCGUCAGACUUGCAGAUCCCCACUUCGGAAUUGGUCCUACAGAAGGAGGUGUCACAUCUACCAUGGCUGACGAGGUCCGUCGGCCGGAUGCAUUGCACAAUGUACCGACUGUCACGCAGGAGCGCUCCGACGCCCAGGGAAGCUCCCAUGUCCUCGCUUCGGAUCAAACCGUGACCUCCCAGUCCACCAGCGAGACCGACCUGUCGUUAGAUGGUCGCUGGGGAGAACAGGAAGCAGAACCCGUCUCCCGCCGCGGUGCAAUGGAGGAUUUUCAGGAGAUGCGCAGGGAACUGACCCGGCUCAGUCUGCACCAAACCCGGUCCGCCACCCGAGACGCGCAGCGAUUGCGCUCGCGAGCAAGCCAGGCCCGUGAUGAAGAGAAGUCCAUCGAUGACGAUGGGUUGUCCGGAACCACGGAGAGCGCGUAUGGUGGAUUUGAUCUCAGCGAGUUCUUGCUGGGUGGCCACCUUGAAAGACGGACGACAGCGGGCGAGCCAGCCAAGAAGGUGGGUGUGGUGUUCAAGAAUGUCACCGUUAAAGGUGUCCAAACGGGCGCUUCCUUUGUCCGCACUCUCCCGGAUGCCGUCGUUGGUACCUUUGGGCCCGAUCUCUACAAUCUGGUCUGCAAGUUUGCCCCCCAGCUUCGCUUUGGCCGCAAGCCUCCCGUACGAGACCUGCUUCAUGACUUCACAGGCGCGGUUCGCGAAGGUGAGAUGAUGCUCGUGCUAGGAAGACCUGGCGCGGGUUGCUCUACAUUCCUGAAGACCAUUGCGAAUGAUAGGGGCGCCUUUGCCGGUGUCGAGGGUGACAUCAGCUACGGCGGCUUGUCAGCGGAGGAGCAAAACAAGCACUUCCGUGGGGAGGUCAACUACAACCAGGAGGAUGACCAGCACUUUCCCAAUCUCACCGUUUGGCAGACACUGAAGUUCUCUCUCAUCAACAAGACCAAGAAGCACGACACGGCAAGUAUCCCGAUCAUUAUCGAUGCAUUGUUGAAGAUGUUCGGUAUCUCCCACACCAAGAACACCGUGGUGGGUAACGAGUAUGUCCGGGGUGUAUCUGGUGGAGAGAGAAAGCGUGUGAGUAUCGCUGAGACGCUGGCAACCAAGUCCUCAGUCGUCUGCUGGGACAACUCCACCAGAGGCCUGGACGCCAGUACCGCACUCGACUACGCCAAGUCCCUUCGCAUCAUGACCGAUGUCAGCAAGCGGACGACACUCGUCACCCUGUACCAAGCAGGUGAAAGUAUCUAUGAGCUCAUGGACAAGGUUCUGGUGAUCGACGAGGGACGCAUGCUGUACCAGGGACCCGCCAAUGAAGCUAGACAAUACUUCAAGGACCUCGGUUUCCACUGCCCCGAACAAUCGACCACGGCGGAUUUCCUGACUUCCUUGUGCGAUCCUAACGCCCGGCAAUUCCAGCCAGGCCGGGAGGCGUCGACCCCGAAGACACCGGAAGAGCUCGAAACAGUCUUCCGCCAAAGCAGCGCCUACCAGCGAAUCCUCUCCGAUGUCUCCGGCUACGAGAAGCAGCUCCAGGAUACCAACCAGGAGAGCACCCGUCGUUUUGAGAAGUCUGUCGCACAGUCCAAGAGUAAGACCGUUUCCAAGAAGUCUCCGUACACGGUUUCCCUGGUCCGCCAGGUUGCGGCCUGUGUGCGUCGCGAGUUCUGGCUGCUCUGGGGUGACAAGACCUCCCUCUACACCAAGUAUUUCAUCAUCCUGUCCAACGCCCUGAUUGUCUCGUCCUUGUUCUAUGGUGAAUCGUUGAAUACCAGCGGUGCCUUCUCGCGUGGUGGUGCUCUGUUCUUCUCUAUUCUGUUCCUUGGUUGGUUGCAGUUGACGGAAUUGAUGCCAGCAGUCAGUGGGCGUGGCAUUGUCGCCCGUCACAAGGACUAUGCUUUCUACCGGCCCUCGGCGGUUUCCAUUGCACGUGUGGUGGUCGACUUCCCAGCUAUCUUCUGUAUGGUCGUCCCAUUCACCAUCAUCGUCUACUUCAUGACCGGACUCGACGUGGAGGCUUCGAAGUUCUGGAUCUACUUCCUCUUCGUGUAUACGACCACGUUCUGCAUCACGUCGUUGUAUCGCAUGUUCGCGGCUCUAUCUCCAUCUAUCGACGACGCUGUUCGAUUCAGUGGUAUUGCACUUAACGUGUUGAUCCUGUUCGUUGGCUAUGUCAUUCCCAAACAGUCCCUCAUCGACGGUUCGAUCUGGUUCGGUUGGCUCUUUUAUGUGAACCCGCUGUCUUACAGUUACGAGGCCGUCCUUUCUAACGAGUUUGCUGGUCGUAUCAUGGAGUGUGCCUCCUCCAUGCUGGUACCUCAAGGUCCUGGCUUUGAGUCAAGAUACCAGGGAUGCGCUCUCACUGGGUCGGAGCUAGGCCAGACCGUCGUCUCAGGCACCAGGUACCUGGAGACGACCUACCAAUUCACCCGCCAUCAUCUCUGGCGCAACUUUGGUGUUGUCAUUGCCUUCACCGUACUCUACAUCCUGGUGACGGUCUGGGCCUCUGAGUUUCUCUCUUUCGUCGGUGGCGGCGGCGGCGCGUUGGUCUUCAAACGCUCCAAGCGUGCCAAGCAACUUACGGCGCAGAUCGGCCAGGGAAGUGACGAGGAGAAUGUUCAGGGCGCCGGCGUGCAGGCACAGUCAAACAGCAACAGUGAGACCUUCAACCGCAUCUCAUCGAGUGAUCGAGUCUUUACCUGGUCGAAUGUUGAGUACACGGUUCCCUACGGCAACGGAACAAGGAAGCUUUUGAACGGCGUCAACGGCUAUGCGAAGCCCGGAGUUAUGAUUGCCUUGAUGGGUGCCUCGGGAGCUGGUAAGACCACCCUGUUGAACACCCUAGCCCAACGCCAGAAGAUGGGUGUGGUGACCGGUGAUAUGCUUGUCGAUGGUCAUCCGCUUGGCACCGACUUCCAACGAGGCACCGGUUUCUGCGAGCAGAUGGAUCUCCACGACAAUACUGCGACGAUUCGCGAGGCUCUGGAGUUCUCCGCACUCCUUCGUCAGGACCGGAACACCCCCCGGCAAGAGAAGCUCGACUACGUCAACCAGAUCAUCGACCUCCUCGAGCUUGAGGAGAUCCAGGAUGCUAUCAUCGGCUCCCUCAAUGUUGAGCAGAAGAAGCGUGUCACCAUCGGUGUCGAGCUGGCUGCCAAGCCCAGUCUUCUUCUCUUCCUCGACGAGCCUACCAGUGGUCUGGAUAGUCAAGCAGCAUUUUCCAUCGUCCGAUUCCUGAAGAAGCUUUCCCAAGCAGGACAGGCGAUUGUGUGUACGAUCCAUCAGCCUUCAUCGAUGCUGAUCCAACAGUUUGACAUGAUCCUGGCUCUGAACCCCGGUGGUAACACCUUCUACUUCGGUCCGGUCGGCCCCGAAGGUCGCGAUGUGAUCAAGUACUUUGCAGACCGUGGUGUUGUCUGCCCGCCUUCGAAGAACGUCGCCGAGUUCAUUCUCGAGACAGCAGCUAAAGCGACGAAGAAAGACGGCAAGAGCUUCGAUUGGAACGAAGAAUGGAGGAAUUCGGAUCAGAACCGGAAAGUCUUGGAGGAAAUCAAGUCGAUCAGGGAGGAACGCAGCAAGAUUCCGGUCAGUGAACAAGAUGUGCAGUAUGAAUUUGCUGCUCCGGUUACGACCCAGACGUAUCUCCUCAUGGUGAGGCUUUUCAGACAGUAUUGGAGAGAUCCCUCUUACUACUACGGAAAGCUGUUCGUCAGUGUCAUCAUCGGAAUCUUCAACGGUUUCACUUUCUAUAUGCUCGGUAACUCGAUCUCCAGCAUGGAAGACCGCAUGUUCUCCAUCUUCUUGAUCAUUCUUCUCCCGCCCAUCGUCCUGAACAGUCUUGUUCCCAAGUUCUACAUUAAUCGAGCUCUUUGGGAAGCCCGUGAGUACCCCAGUCGUAUCUACGGAUGGAUUGCCUUCUGCACAGCCAAUAUCGUCUGCGAGAUUCCCAUGGCGAUCAUCUCUGGCCUGAUCUACUGGCUGCUAUGGUACUACCCGGCUGGUUUCCCUACGGACUCGAGCAAUGCGGGAUAUGUCUUCCUCAUGUCGAUCCUUUUCUUCCUCUUCCAGGCCAGCUGGGGACAAUGGAUUUGCGCCUUUGCCCCGUCGUUCACCGUCAUCUCCAACACCCUUCCGUUCUUCUUCGUCAUGACCAGCUUGUUCAACGGUAUUGUCCGCCCAUACUCUGCGUACCCCGUGUUCUGGAAGUACUGGAUGUACUACGUCAACCCGGUCACUUGGUGGCUCCGUGGUGUUAUUUCGAGCGUUUUCCCCAGCGUCGACAUCGAGUGCGCUUCCUUGGAAUCCACCCACUUCAACCCGCCUCCUGGUCAAACCUGCACCCAGUAUGCCGGCGAUUGGGUCUCGAGUGUUGGAGUGGGCUAUCUGUCCAACCCCAACGCCACUUCGGAUUGCCAGUACUGCCCUUACGCAAAUGGCCAGCAGUACAUGCACACUCUCAAUGUGCAUGACGGCGACAAGUGGCGAUGCUUCGGUAUCUUCCUGGCCUACGUGAUCAUUAACUGGUUCCUGGUUUACUUCAUGAUCUACUGUGUGCGCGUGCGCGGAUGGUCCUUUGGAAUCGGAUACAUUUUUUCUGCAGUGGGUAUGAUGUUUGGCGGCAUCAAGAAAUUGUUCUCUAGAGCUCCUAAGAGCCAGAACUGAGUCUGCUAUCCUGAUAAGCUCAUCCGUCUAUUCCCUCGAUGGAUGAUGCUUGAGACAUCUACCCAGUCUCAAAAACAAAAACAACCAAAAAAAAAAAAAAAAAAAAAAAAAAAAAA
Molecule: messenger RNA, 4853 nt
Organism: Aspergillus sclerotioniger CBS 115572
Lineage: Eukaryota; Fungi; Ascomycota; Eurotiomycetes; Eurotiales; Aspergillaceae
Gene: atrF
Product: ABC drug exporter AtrF
Exons: 1
Coding region: 136-4737 (1533 amino acids)
Biological process (GO): transmembrane transport
Cellular component (GO): membrane
Molecular function (GO): ATP binding; ABC-type transporter activity; ATP hydrolysis activity
Source: RefSeq, a predicted model, not a curated record